AUGCAGAUUGAAAGACAGCACGAGCUCUUGGCUCAUCACGGCUGCCUACUGUGGAGAGACCGAGUUGUGGUUCCCCAAAGACUCCGCCAACACGUCCUCGAGGCUCUGCACAUCAGCCACCCGGCGAUCGUCAAAAUGAAGGCGUUGGCUCGGUGUUACAUCUGGUGGCCUAACAUGGACGAUGCCAUCACUUCAUGGGUUACCUCCUGUCAAGCAUGCCAAGAGUCAAGACCUGCAUCGCUGGCAGCUAAGGGCAACACCUGGGAGAUGCCCAAGGCACCCUGGUCGAGGGUGCACAUUGAUCUUGCCGGCCCCUUUCACGGUUGGACCUUCAUGGUAAUGGUGGACGCCUAUUUCAAAUGGCUGGAGGUGGCCCUGAUGCACUCCACCCCUACCGAGGCCGUCCUCCGGGUGCUGCGAGGCCUGUUUGUGACGCAUGGGUGUCCUGAUGUCCUCAUCUCGGACAAUGGACCUCAGUUCACGUCGGGCACCUUUGAAAGGUACCUCUUGGGGCUAGGCAUCCGCCAUGCCCUAACAGCACCAUUUCACCCAGCCAGCAACGGGCAGGCAGAAAGAAUGGUGCAUUCAGCAAAAGAGGCGCCUGGAACAGAGGGAAUGGCACGAGCGGGUCACUGA
Molecule: messenger RNA, 636 nt
Organism: Podarcis muralis (Common wall lizard)
Lineage: Eukaryota; Metazoa; Chordata; Lepidosauria; Squamata; Lacertidae
Source: RefSeq, a predicted model, not a curated record